Raphanus sativus (radish) is the source of this 1414-nucleotide messenger RNA. RefSeq names its product chloroplast protein FOR GROWTH AND FERTILITY 2. Bases 120 to 1223 code for a protein of 367 amino acids. NCBI's taxonomy places the organism in Eukaryota, Viridiplantae, Streptophyta, Magnoliopsida, Brassicales, Brassicaceae. The transcript is spliced from 2 exons. The record is from RefSeq and is a predicted model, not a curated record.
CUCACCGAUUGAGAGCACAGUCUCCCUCUGUCUGUCCGUCUCUCUCUCUCUCUUCCUUUUCCAGUUCUCACAACUCUUUUUCCUUGCAACUCAUCAGACGAGAGAGAGAAGUAGACGCCAUGGAUAGGCUUCUUCAACCACCAUCCUCUUCUUCCAUACUCACCCCAUCCAAAUCCCAAUUAAGAGCACCUCCGUUGCUCCUCCGUGUCCACCGUCUCGACUCUCCCACUCUCACCUCUGCCUCCCCGCGCCGGGUGAGCUCCAUUUCCUGCCUCUCCCGCCACAAUCCUUCUCCGACAGCGUCUCCAGGAUCAAAUCAGGCUACAAACCUCUUGUCUUCCUCUCCUAAAGCCGACGAGUCCAAACCUAAUCCAGGGUUCCUCGAACGGAUCGUGAGGAGUUAUGAGCCGAGAAAGACGUUAUCAGCUGGAACAAUCAUACUAAUCUCUGCUGUGGUUGCACUUUUGCUUAACCCCAUUGUUGCGCCACCUGCUUUCGCUAGCUUCCAAGCCGCCGCAGCUAAAUCUAGUGGCGCUGCUGUUGGUGGCCUCCGGACCGAAAUACUGACAAGUGCGUGGACUGGUUUCUUUGCUGGUUGCUUGCACACGCUCUCUGGCCCUGAUCACCUCGCUGCUUUGGCUCCGCUCUCCAUCGGACGGACGAGGAUGGAGAGUGCUGCGGUUGGAGCACUCUGGGGGUGUGGCCACGACGCUGGCCAGCUCAUCUUUGGUCUGCUGUUUCUGCUUCUAAAGGAUAGGCUCCACAUCGAGGUCAUAAGGACUUGGGGUACGCGGGUCGUGGGCUUGACCCUCCUCGUGAUUGGCGCUAUGGGAAUCAAAGAAGCUUCUGAGAUCCCUGAACCGUGUGUGGUUACGUUGGAGAAUGGGGAGACGAAUGAGAAAAGCUCGAAGAAGAAAAAGAUAGGGUUUGCCACGUUUGCGACGGGGAUCGUCCAUGGGCUGCAACCAGAUGCUCUGAUGAUGGUGUUGCCUGCACUGGCUCUUCCUUCUCGGGUAGCAGGUGCUGCGUUUCUGAUCAUGUUCUUGCUUGGGACGGUGAUUGCUAUGGGGAGCUACACGGUGUUUAUAGGGUCGUGUAGCGAGGCGUUGAAGGAGAAGGUUCCUAGGAUCACUGAGAAACUAACAUGGGCGUCUUCUCUUGUGGCCAUUGGACUGGGAUUGGCAAUUAUUGUCAGCCAGUUCUUUGGAUUCAGCCUGUACUGAGACAUUUUAGAAGAUUUGAUUUUUUUUGCAUGUACCCAACAAAAUUUGUAUCUUGCUUCAGAAUCCCUUUUCCCGCUGUUUGGAUUUGGCUGUCCCUAGUUCUGUGAGCAUUCUAUAUUUCUAUUUUUCUAAGCAUUACCGAACAAUGUCAACCGUGAAUGUUUUAGAUAAUAUAAUGUAGGUGUUGCCAA